Molecule: messenger RNA, 2897 nt
Organism: Grammomys surdaster
Lineage: Eukaryota; Metazoa; Chordata; Mammalia; Rodentia; Muridae
Gene: Tdg
Product: thymine DNA glycosylase
Exons: 10
Coding region: 36-1301 (421 amino acids)
Biological process (GO): base-excision repair, AP site formation
Cellular component (GO): nucleus
Molecular function (GO): mismatch base pair DNA N-glycosylase activity
Source: RefSeq, a predicted model, not a curated record
UCGGCCGGAGUAGCCGCACCCUCAGCGGCGCCGCCAUGGACGCGGAGGCCGCGCGCAGCUAUUCCCUGGAACAAGUUCCAGCUUUGUACUCAUUUCCAUUUCAACAAAUGAUGGCAGAAGCUCCCAACAUGGCAGUCCCAACUGGACAGCAGGUGCUAGCAGAAGCUCCCAACAUGGCAGCCGUGACUGAACAGCAGAUGCCUGCAGAAGCUCCUGCCCAGGACCCCGUACCAGAGGCUCCAAAGAGAAGGAAAAGGAAAACCAGGGCAGCCGAGCCCCAGGAGCCAGUAGAGCCCAAAAAACCUGCUGCGACAAAGAAAUCCGGCAAGUCCACAAAAGCUAAAGAAAAGCAAGAGAAAAUCACAGACGCGUUUAAAGUGAAAAGGAAAGUGGACCGAUUCAAUGGCGUCUCUGAGGCUGAGCUUCUGACCAAGACUCUUCCUGACAUUUUGACCUUCAAUCUGGAUAUUGUCAUUAUCGGCAUUAACCCAGGAUUAAUGGCUGCUUACAAAGGGCAUCAUUACCCGGGGCCUGGAAAUCACUUCUGGAAGUGUCUGUUCAUGUCAGGCCUGAGCGAGGUGCAGCUGAACCACAUGGAUGACCACACCUUACCCGGGAAGUACGGCAUCGGAUUCACCAACAUGGUGGAACGGACGACACCAGGCAGCAAGGACCUGUCUAGUAAAGAGUUUCGGGAAGGAGGCCGUAUCCUAGUGCAGAAACUGCAGAAAUAUCAGCCACGAAUAGCGGUGUUUAAUGGAAAAUGUAUUUAUGAAAUUUUCAGUAAAGAGGUUUUUGGAGUAAAGGUUAAGAACUUGGAAUUUGGGCUUCAACCCCACAAGAUCCCAGAAACAGAAACUCUUUGCUACGUCAUGCCGUCUUCCAGUGCCAGAUGCGCUCAGUUUCCUCGGGCCCAGGACAAAGUUCAUUACUACAUUAAGCUGAAGGACUUGCGAGAUCAGCUGAAAGGCAUCGAACGCAACACGGACGUUCAGGAAGUCCAGUAUACAUUUGACCUUCAGCUUGCACAAGAGGAUGCAAAGAAGAUGGCUGUUAAGGAAGAAAAGUAUGAUCCAGGCUAUGAGGCAGCGUACGGCGGCGCCUAUGGUGAAAACCCGUGUAACGGUGAACCUUGCGGCUUUGCUUCAAAUGGGCUAACAGCCAACAGUGCGCAGCCGAGAGAAGACCCGGCUCCCGGCGACGUUCCGAAUGGACAGUGGAUGGCACAGUCGUUUGCAGAGCAGAUCCCUUCUUUUAAUAAUUGUGGGGCACAAGAGCAGGAAGAAGGAAGCCAUGCUUAGGGCGAUGUCUCUCAGCUCUGGCUCAGUGCUGCAGUUUUAAUGCAGACGUCAGGACGUAGACCCUCAGUUUGCUAACUGAAGAGAUUUAGUGUUAAUAGUGCUUUACGCUAGUGGUGUGAUUAUAUAUGGAGCAGUUAUAUGUAGAGGCAACUGUGUAGUUUGGAAAGAAACAAUAGGGUGUUUUGUACUUGAGUUUUGUAUUUGAAUUACCCAUCAUUCCAGCUUUUUAUAUACUAUAUUUCAUUUAUGAAGAAACUGGUUUUCUUUGAGAAAUCACUUUGGUCUGUAAUUUUAAAAAAGCAACAGUCUGAAUAUUUAUAGUUGAUUCUUCACUGUGCAUACCUAUAUAUGCCCUUAUCCCUUUAAAUGCCUAAGAAGAGCAUGCCAGUAAGAGUCAAGCUGGUAGAAAGGCAGAUGUGCCAGUCUCCGCGUCUGAAGCUGGGAGUGAACUCAGAACCACCCCCCUGGGUGGCAGUCCCACACAGACCCCCUUCCUCUCCCAGUGGAAGUUGCUUGAUAUGUGCCAGUUGCUUGAUAAUAGAAACACAGUAUGGCCGUACCUGAUGGGGCCUGAGCCCUGCCGUUGGCCUCUGCCUCUUGUGUGUUAAUCCUCUCAGAGGCAGAAACAGGUUCCUGAGAACGCAGUGGAACUUGGACAGCUUGCCACUCAUCUGUUUUCCUGAACCCCCGUCAGUGUUCAUCACUGUUCUAAUUUUAUGCUUGACGUGGAAAGUGAUAAGAAGUGAACUUUCCAGUGAGCAAUGGGACACCACAGGUGUUUGUUUGAUAAUCCUGUUGAAACUGGUGCUGUGUACAUGGGAUGUACUAAUACAGAACUUUUCUUGGUAGGCAAAGCUAAUUAUUAGUCAAUGAUUUAAAAUUCAUUGUCACUGCUAUUGAUCACUAUGGACUAAGUGAGCCUCAUGAAAAAGUUGAUUGAAAUGUGUACCUUUGAGGUUGCUAAUGCAUUUUCCAUGGUGCUACGGAUAGCCCACCGGGGCUGGUGGCUAGUAAACGUGGGUAUUCAGAAAUGCCUAGUGCAUUCACUCCUGACCUCUCUGAGUACUCAGACGUGAUGCACACCCCUGGAGCAUGCUGGUUUUGCAGUAUGAAAUGUCCACAAGGGGUGUGUAUUUCACAGAGCUUAUGUAGCCUGUUCUAUGAAUAAUGAGAGAAGCAGUUUCUUGGUAGAAAUUUUAACAUGCCUUUAGCUGUGGCAAUGAUGGGUUUUGUGUCUCCUUCUGUCUGGUCAGGCUGUGUACAAGCCCUGUUAUUUGAAAAGUGCACUGCACUGCUGUUUACAUGGGCUAUUUAUGCGGGUGCUUUCAAGUGCCUUGCAUCAGGGAUUAGGAUCAAUUGAACUAUUUUUUCCAUGGGACCAUGGAAAGCAUGUAGUAUUGCUAGUAUAUAACUAUUGUAGCUUUAUCAUGGAGAAAUAAAUACCUUUAAAUUAUGACUCUGGAGAGUGUGUGUGAGGACCCUCUGAGUACUGUCCUGGUGCUUUUCCUUGAACAUGGUGAGUAGUGAGUGCUGUUGCUCCCUGUAUGUAACGGGGUGGGUUUGUUUUCAUUAAAUAAUACUGCGAUUUUAAACUUG